Molecule: messenger RNA, 1716 nt
Organism: Naegleria lovaniensis
Lineage: Eukaryota; Heterolobosea; Eutetramitea; Acrasida; Naegleriidae
Exons: 4
Coding region: 1-1716 (571 amino acids)
Biological process (GO): lipid biosynthetic process
Cellular component (GO): endoplasmic reticulum
Molecular function (GO): oxidoreductase activity; iron ion binding
Source: RefSeq, a predicted model, not a curated record
AUGGCUUCAACCAUUACUUGGCCAGUCUAUCAUUGGUUACCGUGGAGAGAUGACCACUAUUUGAAAGAGCAACACGACAGACUACUACUCUCUUCCUUUCAUAAUCAAACAAACUCGUCCAUUUCACAACACGUGGAUCAUGGUUUCAUGUUACUACAAUCGGCAGAUGGGUCUCUUGCAGUGAAAUAUUUAUUAGCCGAAUUGGAUGUUCAAAUCAUGUUACCGUAUUUUGCUACUUUAAUUUUGUUGGAAUUAUUUUGUCAUUUUGUGUUGUGGAAUCGAACCUUGUAUCGUUUCAAUGAUACCUUCUCGAGUUUAGCCUGUGGAAUUACUCAACAAAUUACUGGAAAAUUAUUUACUAAUUAUUAUUUUCAUGUAUUGCCUUAUACAUUUGUGUAUCAUUGUAUUUAUGGAGGUGGUAAAAGUGCGUUGCAAGAGGGUGUAGAUCAAUUGGGAUUAACUUCAUGGUAUUGGUGGUUUGUAUUGAUUUUUAAGGAUCAUCAAUAUUAUUGGGCUCAUCGAUAUUUACAUGAGUGGAAUAUCGGAUGGGCAGCUCACAAUGUGCAUCACAGCUCCGAAGAGUACAAUCUCACUUCAGCUCUCAGACAAGGAUUUAUUCAAGAAAUUAUUGGCUUUCCAUUUUCACUUCCAUUAGCUUUCUGUGGUGUUCACCCUUAUUUGUUUUCUCUCCAUUCGAAUUUGAAUACGUUGGCUCAAUUUUGGUUUCAUACCAGAGCCAUUCGAAAAUUCCCCUCGUUCAUUGAAUUUUUCCUUAAUACUCCUUCUCAUCACAGAGUUCAUCAUGGACGUAAUGAAUAUUGUCUCGAUAAGAAUUAUGGAGGUAUUUUCAUUGUAUUCGAUCGAUUGUAUGGAACGUUUGAGGCCGAACAAGAAAUGGAAACUCCCGAUCCCAUUCGUGGUGAUUAUUCCAAUGUGGUGUAUGGUUUAACGAGUCCUCUCACUACAUUCAAUCCCAUUCACACUCAGACACAUCAUUUGGUGUACAUGUGGCAAACCAUGAAAGAAAUUUCCUCAUCCUCUUCAUGUGAAGUAUUUAAGGGAAAACCAUUUUGGUUUAUUUGGUGGAAUCGAUUACAAGUAGUAUUUCGAGGACCAGGAUGGAAUCCAUUCACACAAAGCAUGUAUGAAUGUCCACCAGUUUUGGAACCUCCCUCUCGAAAUGAAAUGUAUGAUCCAUCGAUUGGAGUUUGGAAAACGGUCAUGGCCACACUUCAUUUCUUGGUAUUGUUUGUGUUGAGCGUGUUUCAUUUGGAAACUAAUUUUUCCCACUCUUCAUUAUUGACUAACAAUAGUAGUGGAUUUUUUGGGGAGAAUGAGCAUCAUGUGUUGCAUUUCGCUCAAUUUGCACUCCUCUAUUUAUCCUUUUCUUCCCUUGCAUUGAUCUAUGAAGGAAUGGAUUGGAAGUUCACACGACGAUGUGAAAUAUUGAGAUGUUCCAUCAUGUUGAUUUUACUUCGUUUUGUCGUGAGUGCCAAGUCCUCAGCAUCAUCAACAACAACCUUCUCAAUCAAUUGUUUCAUUUCGAAAAUCAUGCCAGGUGCUUCCAUUUUCGCAUCACCACUUGACAUUAUGGGUGUGAAUUUCACACUCGCUCAUGUCAUGAUGAUGUUUUAUUUCCUUUCAUUGAGUUAUUGGUGGUGGAUGGGAAGAGUGGUCACACUAACCAACAGCAACGAAAAAUCCAAAUCCGAUUAA